AUUGUUGUAACCUACACCGGAAGUGGAGUAUUUUGAUUUUGACUCUGGUUGUCUUGCCGUUGCUCCUUAUUUUUCCCAAUAAUAAACCUUAGGGGAGGGAUCCUUGAGUUUUGUCGCACAACUACGGUAGACUACAGUCUGUACUUUCAGACUUGCACAGUUUGGGUUGAGCAGGCAGCGCAGGGUCCACACGAGGAGACUUAAAAAUAGCUUUCAAAGGCGAUUAGACAUGACGGACACUGACGGAGGGGCUCCACGGGACUCUACGUGAAGAUGAGGAUUCCUCCGGUGUGGGCGCUGGGCGCUUGCCAGACUGGGUGAGGGGAGAACUGAGAAGGGAACUCGCUGAGGAGAAAAACACCGCCUGGGCCCACUGAGGAGGACCUCUGUGCAGGUUCACGCGGCCGUCGGCAGGGUGGAGCUUCCUGACCCAUGGAGAAUUAUUUCCAGGCCGAGGCCUUCAACCUGGACAAGGUGCUGGACGAGUUUGAGCAGAACGAAGAUGAGGCAGAUAAUCCCAUUCUCUCAGAUGCCAAGUGGACCCAGAUUCUGGCCCCACCAGCCCACCUGCUAUCUCUGAACCCCGCCCUGGCCCACGCAGACCUCAGCCCCCGGGAGAGUCCGCUGCCCUUUAAGACCCUUACAGACUCCUCCUCCACCGCCUCCCCGGGGGCUGACCCGAAAAGACACCCCGGCCCGGAUCCUCCGUCCUGGGCGGAGGAGAGGCCGGCGGACGUCCACAGCCCUCCCCUCCCUCAGCCCAACAUUGGCAAACUGGUGGGCACAGACGACCUCUCGCCGCCCCCCCUGACAGCCUGUGGUGCUGUGGAGAACGGCUGUCCCGCCAGCCCUGUGAGCCCACAACUGGAUGGGCUCACACAGGAGAUACAUUCUUCCCCGGACAACAAGCCCGGUGCCUCUGAUCAGGAGGGUAAACCUCAUCAUGAGGAGAGAGUCGCCUCUGUAAGAGGAGAAGGGGGCUCGGAUGUCAGCCACACUCACUUUACCUUUGAGGUUGGAUCAGGACAGGUUGAAGCUUUGUCCCAGAAAAUUCACCCAAAUGUAGAAGCAAGGAUACAAAACGGGGGAGACAUCAAAGAGGAAGUUGUUACAGCUGUUUUACAAGAAAAUGGGCGAGAACAGACAAGUGCAGACAUAAAGGAAGACCAGGUAGAAAGUCUCCUACACAGAGGAGGAGAUAUUAAGACUGCUUGUGAGGUGGAGACGAAUGGUUUAUCUCCUCCUGAAAGUGUGGGAGUGGAGAAAAAGGAGUGGGGAUGUGGUCAAGAUGGACAGACGGACCAGCUUCUCAGAAUAACAAGCCUUUUCAACGGUUCAGAGCAGGAAAGCAGCGUGCAUUCCCAGCAACAGGAGACGGAGGGGAAGGAGGAGGAGGAGGAUGAAGGUUUUUCUCCCUCUCCUGUCCCGUCUAAAGAGGACUCUGUCACUGAGGAGAAGGAGAUGGAAGAGAGCAAGCAAGAGAACGGAGAAGGAGGAGCAGCAGGGUCAGGUAGCAUCCAACCAAAACUCAACAAUAACCGCCUGCAGCCGGUAAGCGUUCCUUACGGAGGAGCUCGACCGAAGCAGCCCGUCACCCUCAAGCUCCAGAUCCCACAGCCGCUUUCAGGCCAGGUCCAGAACCAGCUCUGUCCGAGUGUCGUCAGCAAGAACAAAAACCUGGAGAGCCAGGGCCGGAGAGGCGUGCCGUCUGAGAUUACACCCAGCGGGUCUGAUCUGAGCACAGUCGGGGUGAAUGGAGAGGGCGCCGUACACUCUCCACCCCUGAUUCCCUCAGAGAGCCCAGAUAAUGACCUCCAGGCAGGCCAGCAGGGUGCUCUGUGCAGGAAGCCUGCCAGCUCCCUGGGAGAGGUGGCCCCUGUGUGGGUGCCUGACUCCCAGGCUCCCAUUUGUAUGAAAUGUGAUGUCAAGUUCACCUUCACCAAGAGGAGGCAUCACUGCAGGGCCUGCGGCAAGGUGUUCUGUGCGACAUGCUGCAGCCUGAAGUGCAGGCUUAUGUACAUGGACAGGAAGGAGGCCCGAGUCUGUGUCACCUGUCAUUCUGCUCUUACAUGUGCUCAAUCAUGGGAGACACCGGUCACAACAAGCAACCAGAGUCCGAACCCCAACAACCCGGCAGAGUACUGCUCCACCAUCCCCCCUCUGCAGCAGGCUCAGGCAUCUGGGGUGCUCAGCUCACCUCCUCCUACUGUCAUGGUCCCUGUGGGAGUCCUGAAACAGUCCGGCAGCGAGGGGUCCCUUACACGGGAGCAGAGGAGGGUGUGGUUCGCUGACGGCCUCCUGCCUAAUGGAGACAUGUCAGAGUCACCCAGACCUCCAGCCUCAAACCCGGCCCCCUCCCAGUCACUGGCCAUCUCCACGUUUUCAAACAAAUCCUCCACUUCUGAAUCCUCAGAGGCAGCCAACACCCCCAGUGCCCCGGUGGGCAGCCCAGUGGGCAGCUCCCUCAGCCUGAUCCCGGAGGACGGGCUCCCUCCCAUCCUCAUCUCCACCGGAGUCAAAGGAGGUACGGGAGGCCACAUCACAGACUAUGCUGUGGAGGAGAGGCCGUCAGAGAUCGUCCUCAUGCAGCAGCUGGAGGAGGGAGGCCCGGAUCCUCUGGUCUUUGUGCUCAACGCAAACCUGCUGGCUAUGGUCAAGCUUGUCAACUAUGUAAACAGGAAGUGUUGGUACGUGACGACGAAGGGCAUGCACGCCGUCGGCCAGGCAGAGGUGGUCAUCCUGCUGCAGUGUCUACCUGACGAGAAAACCAUCCCCAAAGACAUCUUCACACACUUUGUGCAGCUCUACCAGGAGGCCCUCAGUGGCAACGUGCUGAGCCACCUGAGUCACUCGUUCUUCACGCAGAGCUUCCUGGGCAGUAAGGAGCACGGCGGCUUCCUCUACAUCAGCCCCUCCUUCCAGUCGCUGCAGGACCUGCUGCUUCCCAACCCGCCUUACCUCUUCGGCAUCCUGAUACAGAAGUGGGAAACGCCCUGGGCCAAAGUCUUCCCCAUCCGCCUCAUGCUGCGGCUGGGAGCAGAGUACAGAUUUUAUCCUUGUCCACUCUUCAGUGUGCGCUUCAGAAAACCCCUCUUUGGAGAGACCGGUCACACCAUCAUGAACCUCCUCGCAGACUUCCGUAACUACCAGUACACACUACCGGUGGUAAAAGGUCUGGUUGUGGACAUGGAGGUGAGGAAGACGAGCAUUAAGAUCCCCAGUAAUCGUUACAAUGAGCUGAUGAAGGCCAUGAACAAGUCCAACGAGCACGUGCUGGCCAUGGGGGCAUGUUUCAACGACCGUGCCGACUCCCACCUGGUGUGCGUCCAGAACGAUGACGGGAACUAUCAGACGCAGGCCAUCAGCAUCCAUCACCAGCCUCGCAAAGUCACUGGAGCCUGCUUCUUUGUGUUCAGUGGAGCUUUGAAAGCCUCGUCGGGCUUCUUGGCUAAGACCAGCAUUGUGGAAGAUGGUGUCAUGAUCCAGAUCACAGCUGAGACCAUGGACUCUCUACGGCAAGCCCUGAGGGACAUGAAGGACUACACGAUCACAUGCGGUAAAGCCGACCAGGAGGAAAACCAGGAGCUGGUCCACAUCCAGUGGACUGAGGACGACCACAACUUCAACAAGGGUGUCAUCAGUCCCAUCGAUGGGAAGUCUAUGGAGUCGAUCACCAGCGUCAAGAUCUUCCACGGCUCCGAGUACAAAGCUAAUGGCAAAGUCAUACGCUGGACAGAGGUCUUUUUCCUCCAGAGUGAAGAUCAACCCAAUGGUCUGAGUGAUCCGGCCGACCACAGCCGGCUGACGGAGAACGUGGCGAGAUCUUUCUGCAUGGCGCUCUGUCCUCACCUGAAGCUGCUGAAGGAGGAUGGGAUGGCCAAACUGGGACUGAGGGUCACUCUGGACUCAGACCAGGUGGGUUACCUAGCAGGAAGUAACGGCCAGCCUCUGCUGCCUCAGUACCUGAGCGACUUGGACAGCGCUCUGAUCCCCGUCAUCCACGGCGGGGCAUGUCAGCUGAGCGAGGGCCCCGUGGUCAUGGAGCUGGUCUUCUACAUCCUGGAGAUCAUCUCAUAGGAGGAAUUUCAAUCUUCAUCUCCUCUUUUUAUUUUCUGGACCUUCAGACGUCAUCUCACAGCCCGGACCUCCGUCACCUCCUUUCAACCGUUUGCACUUCAAAAGAGCCCGAUAACUGUGCCGAGCCAGGCGGGGUAGCAUUCCUCAAGUCAAACCUAUGCAUCCAAAGAACAACCGUCCGCUCUGUUCCAGAGGCCGCCUGGGGCCUGAGGGAGCUCCGAGCAGGAUCGUCUGUCACAUGUCCAUCGUGGUGAACCUCACCUGACAACUGCUUAUUAGAGGUCCACCCGGCAGGAUGUAAACACCAGAGAUAAACCUGUCACAUCCCAGUGUGGCGUUACAGUGCUCACAGAGAGAACUAACCCCUCUGAGAGUUUUCAUGUUAACGAAUCAAAGAAAAUCUAAAGCGGCUUUUUGACCGAAAAAAGAAAACCCUAGAUCCUCUGAUGUCACACAUUCACAGAAGUAUUGACCUGACAAGAUAGGACAAACCUUAACUCUUAAAGGGACAGCGGCUAACCUUAGUUAACCUGAGAGCCCUCUCCUCUGUGAUUUUAUGCUUCUGUGAGACUUUUAGAUGUCUCACUGUCUCUACAUGUUUGAUGUCUCCAGGAUAGUGAGCCUCAGUAACAGGUUAAUUCUGUUUUUUAACUCAGACUGGAGGUAUGUGAGCGGUUUCACAUGGCUGCUCGUCCAGCUGUGUUAUCGAGUUUGAAAAAUUCAUGUCAAAUUUUCAGAGCUGGAUGAAGAACUCAGAUCUGUUACUCAUGUGCUGACACUUGAAUGUAGGAAUGAUCUGUUACAAGCAGCGACUGCACGGUGCAAAGUUAAAAGUGAAGAGCUGUCAGAGUCUGCGACACCUUGUUGUCCAUUAAUGAGUCCUUAAACUCCCCCGUAUCUUGUCCUGUUACCCUCAUCUUCAGUUUGGUAGAUCUCUGUCCUGGCCUACAGUUUUUGUGUCUUUAACCUCUCCCGCCUUUCUACACUAAACAAACAAACAAACAUCAAAUUCAUCAGACUUCUUUCCACGUAUUGAAAUGAUUAGUUAGCUGCCAGAGUCUGUAAUUAGACCUGCAUCCCUGCAACAGUGUGUUCUUCGCAGCAACAGUCUUCUACCGAGGAAUAACAGACCCUUUCUUUGAAAUGUUGCUGUGUAACAACCAAUCAGAAUCAAGGACUUCACACAGCUGUGUAAUGACAUUAUUUCAUUACUCUGUUUAGUAUGAUUAAUCUGAAUCUGCAAAGUGAUUCGUAUCUGAACUAAAUGAAUGUUGUGUAAAGUACUCGCCCCUGAGAUGUAGCUCUACUUAAUACUUCUGUGUAGUUUUUGAACUACAGUACCUCAAUGGAUAGCUGUGUAGAUUAUUCAAAUUAAAAAACAAAAUGUUUGAGAGUGAGGAAGCUUUAGGAGAAGAAGAGAGAUCCAGACUUCCUCAGUGGCCCAAAGAGACCCAUUAGUUUAGUAAAAUUAAAGAGAGCCCCACACAGACCUCCCACAGCUGGGAUUAAUAUGAGAGAAGCAGCUAACAGAGAAACUUCUGGGGUUAAUACUUCUCUUUUACUUGAAGGGUCUUUUUUCUGUUCAUCAGCCCUUUAAACCGACUGAUUCAAAGCUGUGGAGCAGUAAGGCAUGAAUUCUUCCACUGUGGGUGAGUAUGGUUCACAAGCGCUGCAUGUAGCUGCUCUGGUCAUCACUAACUCGUCCCUCCAACGUCACUGUGGCAGCCAGCGGUCCUGAAGCACCCACAACUAUCAGCAAAGGCCUCUGUGUAGCACGGAUGCUCUGAAGCAAGGGAGGCUCAUAUUCACAGCUGGAACGUCUGGAUUAUCUCAUCUUACGUUUUAAAAAAAAGGAAUCAAUGCAUGAUCAGAUACAGAGAAGGAGAAGUGUGGCGUGAUUUUAUUUCUUGCACCGAGGUGCUCAGUGCCUGCAGCAGCAAAUCAAGGAGGGGAGAAAGAAACGACAGCUCUUCAUCUUCACCUCUUAAGCUUUACUCAUCAAUCGCCAGAUGCUUUACGUCGAGGACAAACCGACGUGUUGUACAGAUUUUUGUAGACGUUGAAAACUCGACUCUGCUUCUGUAGCCUCCAGAGCGCCCAGCGUCGGACUCAUCUGGGUGACCAUCUACGAAACGAGACUACAUGUGAGCUCUGAAAAACCUGGUCCUGCAGGAGACAGCUGGAUUUAAAAAAAAAAAAAAAAGGUUCCAAUGCUUUAUUGAAGAACUCGAACUCUCUGUACAUAAAGCUGCAAAGUCAGUUUUUAAUCUCAUCCUGUCAUCUCUGACAUCAUCAGUGCCCGUCUGUCCGGCAGUGGGAAAGCCACUGGAGUUAUUUUGGUCUUUUUAAUCAUAAAAAGAGAAUAACUGAAGAUGUAAAGAUAUAUAUAAAUACAGUAUAUAUAUUAUAAAUAACUAUAUAAGGACUGUAUUAAAUUACAGAAGCAGUGCACUGGAUUCUAAGCCAUUUACAGGAGAACUGAAGCGAGUGUCACGGAGGCCGCUGAGUCCUGGAAGUCUUUUUUUCAGCAGCAGAAGAAUCAGAGUUGUGAAGAUCCAGGGUUCCUGCAGAAACUAGAGUUUGAUCGACCUGAAGCUGAAUGUAUUUCAUCUCACACUUCCUGCAACGUUUCGUCCUUCCUAAAUCAGCACCAUCCCGCUCCAGACUUUGCAGACCUGCGUAGGAACCCUGUAGACUGAUACGUCAUCUUCAAAAGGCCUCAACUGUUUUCUUGUUUUUUAAAGCAGAUCUCUAAAAAAGAUCUCUUUGCUCGGGAUCGCGCUCUCCUGCAGCAACAUGGACCUGGGAAAAAAAUGUAAGAAUGUAUUCCUCCUGUUUCUGUUCAGAUGUGCUCAAUGUGAUUGUCCACCUCUGGUUAGACUAGUCACCAAAAAUCACCUUGUUGUGUCCGAACACUGUACAGAAAUCAUCCAGCAUUGUGUGCCAGUUCCCCCAUCUGUAAUCAUGCUAAUAUAAAAACCAGACGGGGCUACACGAACAGUACGAAUCAAUCUCCACAUCACAAGAGAGAAUCAGACAAUCACACGAAAAACUGCAGACGAGCCGACGCUUCCAGCUUCAAUUAGAGCUGUAGCUGUUUUUUCGUUAGUUUAUUACUCAAUCUGAAGUAUUUUAGGAGCUACUGUAGCAACGUAAUGUUAGCGAAGCAGAUUCAAAAUGUUCAGCACAGACUGAACAAGAGGUCAAAGGUCACCAGUUCUGGGUUUCUUACUGUGAUCAUACCAGAGUGGGUGUAUCUCAAUCACUGUGUCUUCACUGUGUGUUGUUUUUAUAAAUUAGCAGAACAAAGAGGAGACGUGAGGAUUUAUUUUUCUGACUUCUUGUUUCUGUUUUUAUUUUGGCAUUAUCUGACCGUGUGCAAUAUGUCCGAACCCCCAAAAAGAUUAAACAGAAGGAGAAAAGGUGCAAUUUGUCUGACUGAAAAAGUAGCAUUUUUUUGAAUUCAGUUGUGAGAUGUUACUGAACACUGCAUGCAAACAGAAGACGGUGAAGAGACAGAAUCGACUCUGCAUUGAACAGGUUUCUCUUCUCGUGUGUGAUUGAAACUUCAGAAUCCGCUCCGUCAUCGACUCUUCAGAUAUUCUUUUUUUUUUUCUGUUGAAAUGUUUGAAAAGCCAAAAAAACCCUGUUCAUCUUUUGUUUUCUUUACACUACAUGUCAAGAAAAGUGGUCUUUAUCAAAAAAUUGUAGUAUAUGUAAAAUAAAACUUCUAGAAAAUUGAAA
This is a messenger RNA of Notolabrus celidotus (New Zealand spotty), 7821 nucleotides long. RefSeq names its product zinc finger, FYVE domain containing 9a (gene zfyve9a). Gene Ontology annotation, cellular component: early endosome membrane. Gene Ontology annotation, biological process: endosomal transport. Gene Ontology annotation, molecular function: metal ion binding. The coding region runs from base 433 to 4077 and encodes 1214 amino acids. NCBI's taxonomy places the organism in Eukaryota, Metazoa, Chordata, Actinopteri, Labriformes, Labridae. The transcript is spliced from 19 exons. The record is from RefSeq and is a predicted model, not a curated record.